AUGCAGAUCGAAUCCGUGGAUAUCACUGACAAAUCCGCAAUCCGAUCCUACCACAGUGUGGAUCGGAUAAUAUCCGCAAAAUUUGGAUCAGAUGCGGAUAAUUACCACGGAUAUGCAGAUAUUAUCCGAUCCAUGCAGCUGAAUUGUAACUUCUCUGAUGAGAAAAGAGUUGCUGAAGCGAAUUUGGAUUUGUUUGUUGGGGGAAGUGACACUGUUUCAACAACUAUUGAAUGGGCCUUUGCAGAGCUUGCUAAUAAUCCAAAGAUCAUGAAGAAAGUUCAAGAAGAGGUAAGAAGAAUUGUGGGUGAAAAAUCCAUGAUAGAGGAAAAUGAUCUAAAUCAAAUGAAGUACAUGAAGUGUGUAAUCAAAGAAACUCUUAGAUUACAUCCACCAGGUCCAUUUUUAAUUCCAAGAGAAACAGCAAAUAGUGUGGAAAUAAAAGGGUACCACAUUCCCAAAAAAGUAACCGUAUAUAUAAAUUCAUAUGCAAUUCAUAGAGAUCCUAAAUUAUGGGACAAUGCUGAAGAAUUUAUUCCUGAAAGAUUUGAAGGUAACCAACAAGUUGAUUAUAAGGUGAUAGAUUUUCAAUUGAUCCCAUUUGGUUUUGGGAGGAGGGGCUGUCCUGGAAUUUCAUUUGGGGUUGCUUCUUUUGAGUAUAUGAUGGCUAAUCUUCUCUAUUGGUUUGAUUGGAAGGUUCCUAAUAAUAAUAAUAAUAAUGGUGCAUUGAUAGAUAUGAGUGAGUUUAAUGGGUUGAGCGUUACCAAGAAACAACCACUUUAUUUGGAGCCAAUGCCUUACUUAAUUUGUUAA
This is a messenger RNA of Arachis duranensis, 810 nucleotides long. Its product is annotated as phenylacetaldehyde oxime monooxygenase CYP71AN24-like. The coding region runs from base 1 to 810 and encodes 269 amino acids. The transcript has 3 exons. Gene Ontology annotation, molecular function: oxidoreductase activity, acting on paired donors, with incorporation or reduction of molecular oxygen; monooxygenase activity; iron ion binding. NCBI's taxonomy places the organism in Eukaryota, Viridiplantae, Streptophyta, Magnoliopsida, Fabales, Fabaceae. The record is from RefSeq and is a predicted model, not a curated record.